UUUGCCGGGCGGGGAGGGGGGGCUGAGCGAUGGCGGCUGCGGGGAAAGCCGUGUCCCUUCCCUACCCGCACCCGGGGGUGACCGGGGAGAGCAGCUUGAGCAGAGUCAGCUUUCUGGGGGCUCGGUUGCCCCCGGAGGUGGAAGCGAUGGCCAAGAGUGUUCGGGAGCUGGGCAAGGAAACCUUCCGGAAACUCCUGAAAGUCACCGUUAGCGCGUUAGAAGGAAGAGACUGCAGAGAGUCUGUGAAAAUGAUUGCCGAGAGCACCAAUCUCUCAGACGAGCAGCUCGCGAUCCUCAUCUCUGGCAUGUAUACCCUCCUCAGAGAAGCCUUGAGGCUUCCGGCUUCCUCUCUGAAAGAAGACGUUUUUAAAGAAGAUCUGAAAGAGCUUAGGAUCCCGGAAGAAUUCGUUGUGGACUUUGCCACCGUAGCCUUUGGAAAUAGGCGACCCAUUCUUGAAGCCACAAUUCAGAGUCAAGCUAACAAGUUGCCUAGAGUCGAAGAUUUCAAGUGGAGAGUGGAUGUGGCUAUUUCUACCAGCUCCUUGGCUCGUGCUUUGCAGCCGUCCAUCUUGAUGCAGAUGAAGCUUUCAGACGGGACAGCUCAUCGCUUUGAAGUACCCCUUGCAAAGUUUCAAGAACUAAGAUACAAUGUUGCCUUGAUCCUGAAGGACAUGAAUGACUUGGAGAAAAGGAGCAUUCUAAAGAUUCAGGACUGAACGUUUUCUGAUGAUUUGUCAGUACUUGAAGAAGUCAAGGGAGCCACAGAAAGCAUAAAAUCAGGAGUCCUGGCUGUGUAAUUAUGUGUAUUGUACCAUAACGUUUUUGAAACCUGCUGUAAAUAUUUUUUUUCCUUUCUUUUCAUGUGUUGAAAGCUGUUGUUGGGUUGUUUUCUUUGUUGGUUUUCUUCUGGUCCUACAUAUAAAUGAAAAUGGCAUUACCCCUGCUGAUGAGCACUUCUGUAUGAUUCAGCAAAACGUUUUUAUAAAUAACCCUCCCUAUAGAUGCUAA
This is a messenger RNA of Gekko japonicus, 1008 nucleotides long. It is a transcript of the gene COMMD5, whose product is annotated as COMM domain containing 5. Gene Ontology annotation, cellular component: nucleus. Bases 30 to 716 code for a protein of 228 amino acids. The record is from RefSeq and is a predicted model, not a curated record. The transcript has 7 exons. NCBI's taxonomy places the organism in Eukaryota, Metazoa, Chordata, Lepidosauria, Squamata, Gekkonidae.